AAACUAUCAGAAAAUGUUUAUCACGAUUUUGUGCUAACUUUUUCGGAUUUAUUUUUCGGUAUUUUUGUGAAAGAAUUUUAUUAUAUUUGAGUUAUUUGUGGCAGAGCGUUCUAUAGUGGAAAAUUGUUUAUAUACGACACUAGGAUAAAUAAUAUAAUUACAACAAUAAUUGUAAAUAUUGGAAAAUAAACAAGUUUUUAAAUCAAGUUUUGUGUGACCUUGUCCCAUUAUCAUAUAACAUACAUUUACCUAUCGAAUUCGAAUGUCGGUUUUAUGUGGAUCACAACCGUAUGCUUUUGCACUAUAGAGCACUCAGUUUUAUCUGAACUUAUCAUGUCAACUGGCGCGCUUGUGAAAUUGGCUACGGGCUUGUGCCGCCACAGUACCAAGACCUUAUCACAAUGCCGCAGCUUCACCACCCAGCUGACAGAGCAGCAGCAGUACAUCCAGGACCAGGCACGACUGUUCAGCAUCGAACAUUUGAAGCCAAAGGCUGCCAAGCUUGACAUUGAAGGGCGCUUCCCUCAUGGAGAGAUAAAGAAACUAACGAAUAUGGGGUACAUGGGAGCCAACGUCUCCAAAGAAUACGGCGGUCUAGGACUGGACUAUUUGUCCCUGGCCAUCAUCGUAGAGGAGCUGUCCCGAGGUUGCGCCAGCACGGGAAUGACGCUAUCAAUACAUAACUUCCUCUACGCGAACCUGGUUAAUGAGAAAGGAACGCCGGAGCAGAAGGAGCUGUUUUUGAGGGAUUUCACAAAGGGGUCCAUCGGGUGCUUCGCUUUGAGCGAGCCUGGUGCGGGCAGCGACGUGGCCAGCAUCCAAGUGACAGCGAAACAAGAUGGCGACCAUUGGAUCCUCAACGGGCGCAAGAGCUGGGUCACUAGCUGCAUCGAGGGCCACGCGGCUGUCGUGUUCGCGACCUUCGACCCUGCCUUGAGACACAAGGGGCUGGCCUGUUUCCUGGUGCCGUUGGAUGCCGAAGGGGUCUUCAGAGGCAAGAAGGAACCCAUAAUGGGGAUCAGCGACGUCGACAGGGCGGCCACGGCCUGCGACCUGACGCUGGAGCACGUGCGGGUCCCCGGCAGCGGCCUCGUGGGCCGCGCCGGGGACGGCUUCCGCAUUGCCAUGGCACAGCUGGACCAGGCCAGGGUGGGCAUCGCGGCGCAUGCUGUGGGUAUCUCACAAGCAGCUCUAGACACAGCGAUUAAUUACGCUAAGGAAAGAAUGGCUUUUGGCAAGAGUCUCACCAGAUUACCCUCUGUUAAGGACCGCCUGACGGACAUGAGCGUGCUGAUAGAAACGUCUCGGUUACUGACGUACCGCGCGGCCAGCAACGUGACCACCAAGAACAGCGCGAUGGCCAAGUACGUGGCCGGGCGCAACGCGGCCGCCGUCUGCGACCACUGCGUGCAGAUACUGGGCGGCCGCGGGCUCUCCACCAAAUACGACGCCGAGAGACAUUACAGGGACGCCCGGGGCACGCAAAUUUACGGCGGAGUGACAGACAUACAGAAACGUCUCAUCGGACAUUUUUUGCUCAAAGAACACGAUGCGCUGUGACGGGCGAACCCUGGAGGCGAAGCGAUGCGAUUGUAAUGUCGAAUUUAUACUUAUUUGUAGAUUAUGUCGACGUAAAGCGUUGAAAAUCUGUUCGAGGUAAAAUUAUCAUUUUCUUCGGAUAACUAUUAAUUUAAAAAAUUAAAAUUAAUUUCUUGAUUAUGAACGUGGAGUACCUAUGUAACAGUAUGCCGGAAGGUUUCCGUAUUUUUAUGCAAACAAUGUUAUAAUUAAACAUGGCGUACUUUUACUUAUCAUAAAAACAGUUACGCAUAAUAUUAUUUUGGCAUAAUGUUUUAGGCACAAUUUUUUUGCGCAUACCUACCAUAAGCAUAACAAUUUUUAAGCAUAAUAUUCUAAACCAUAUUGGCGGCUUAUGGGUGGCCCAAGGGCCACCCCGCCGCACCCUAACCUACUGCUACACUAUAGCUUUAUGCAAAUCAAAAUUAUGGUAAAAUACAUUAGCCUAAACUAUAAUUAUGCUUUUUGAAAAGGUAUGCCAAAAAACAAGUGUAUCAAAAUUUUAUUAUGUCAAUAAAAUGUCUAACUCGUUAAAUUAAAUUAGGAUAAAAAAUGUAUGCAAAAAUAAGGGAUCUCAUGCCGGAAGCGGUAUUACGCGCGUUAGCGUAUUUUAAAAUGUUAACGCGCGUGCUCAUUGGUUAAACCAAUUUCGUCUGGUGUCAUGUCAUGUUCAAUCAUACUCAACAAAAUUGUGUUUGUUAAAAAAAGUGCAAUAUGUACUUGUACUUUUUGAAAAAACUCUCGACAAGUUGCAACAAUGAGAAAAAUAUGCCAAAAACGACGACUUUUCCCAUAAAUUCCUUGAUCACAUUAUAAAACUACUUACUUCACACGCUAUCGCUUUUAUUUACAAAAUAUAGUGAUUUCAGUAAUAACUUGAAAUGCCAUCACACAUACCCUGAUUCAGAAGACCGUCAUUCUGAACACCUGCCGUGUUACCCAAAAAUUCUUAAGCUCGUCAUGGCAAAAAAAUAUUAGACAGACUAUACUAAGUUUAUUUCUCCCUUAGAUUCUGUCUCAUAAUUCUUCAUAAGAAAAAUCUUUUUUGUUGCAUUUCUAUUUCUAAACUUUGUGUUUUUAAUAUGUCUUAUGAUAUCGUAUUGGGAGGUGCUUACAUUUUUUUUAGUAUAUAGAGGAUGAAAUUGAGCAUAAUAUUUAAUUGUCUGUGAUACAUAAAUAUAUGGGUUUCGAAGGAGCAUAAAAUGUCUGUUUCAAACAUACUUAAAUGUAUGGAUAUAUCUAAAACGGCAUUUUGGCAAAAAAUAACAGAUCGCAUCGCUUCUAAAAUGAGACAUAGUAAUUUAAGUAUAGGUAUAAUAGUUUUAUUUCUAUUUUUACGGAACAAGUAUUUACAGGCUUAUUUUCUAGUCUAGUAGAAAUAUUUCGAAUCGACAUGAAUAUUUAAAAGCUAAAUAAAAUCUUGAUGGGAUUGCCUACAUCAUUUUAGUUACACCUAAAGUCCUAGUUUUAAAACUCGGUGAAAAAAUCAUCUCAUGUAAUGAGAAAAAGUAUGAAAAGUGUAAGUAUAUACUUAUUUAAAAAUUGCGCUAAUUUCUGCUUACUUACAUUCCUAGUUUGAUUAAUAUAUUUACAAUAAAUGAAAUCUUAAGUUUCUCAUUAGAGUUCAAUGAGAAACGAAGCGAAACCAACGGAAAGAUAUUUAUUUUAUAUCUUUCCCAUUUCUUUGUCUAAUUUAUCACAUCAACUACAAAAUUAGGUUUGACCGUUCAUUGAUAAGUACGUUUUAAUCUCUGCUUUCAUACAUGGAAAACUAA
Messenger RNA from Plodia interpunctella (Indianmeal moth), 3353 nucleotides. RefSeq names its product short-chain specific acyl-CoA dehydrogenase, mitochondrial-like. Gene Ontology annotation, biological process: fatty acid beta-oxidation using acyl-CoA dehydrogenase; butyrate catabolic process. Bases 274 to 1560 code for a protein of 428 amino acids. The record is from RefSeq and is a predicted model, not a curated record. Gene Ontology annotation, cellular component: mitochondrion. The transcript has 9 exons. Gene Ontology annotation, molecular function: flavin adenine dinucleotide binding. Lineage: Eukaryota; Metazoa; Arthropoda; Insecta; Lepidoptera; Pyralidae.